This is a messenger RNA of Mauremys reevesii (Reeves's turtle), 873 nucleotides long. It is a transcript of the gene NUDT14, whose product is annotated as nudix hydrolase 14. Lineage: Eukaryota; Metazoa; Chordata; Testudines; Geoemydidae. The transcript is spliced from 5 exons. The record is from RefSeq and is a predicted model, not a curated record. The coding region runs from base 177 to 845 and encodes 222 amino acids. Gene Ontology annotation, molecular function: metal ion binding; UDP-sugar diphosphatase activity. Gene Ontology annotation, biological process: nucleoside phosphate metabolic process; ribose phosphate metabolic process.
GUGGGGGGGGGGGGCAGGUUUCUCUCUCCUUAGCCGAGGACGGUUGGCGCGCGGGUUGCGCGCGAUGCCGCGCUGACUCCCUGCCUCUGGCGGAGGCUGCCGCGCUCCUCUGCUGGCCGCGGUCACGCCCCGGUUCCCGCGGCGAGGUAGGCUAGGCCGGGCCGCUCCUGCCGCAGAUGGAGACCAUAGAGGAGCUGGCGCUGGCGCCCUGCGCCUCCUCCCAGUACCUGCGGCCCUACCGGCUCCGCUACCGGCAGAAUGGCACUAAGAAGUUUUGGGACUUUAUGAGGACACAUGACAGUGUCUCAAUCCUGAUAUUUAAUUCCUCUCGGCAAUGCUUUGUUGUGGUGAAGCAGUUCCGCCCAGCUGUUUACAUGUGUGAAAUGGAACGGCACCGUCCUCAAGACUUUCAAAGUAAAGAUCAGGAUAGCUGGUGUCCUCUAUUGGAUCCCUUACCAGCUACAGAAGGCGUGACCUAUGAACUCUGCGCUGGCAUAGUAGACAAGCCAGGACUUUCUUUGGAGGAAAUUGCAUGCAACGAAGUCUUAGAAGAGUGUGGUUAUGACGUUCCCAUUACAAACCUGAAGAGAAUCACUUCGUACAGGUCCGGAGUUGGCGUGACAGGUUCUAAGCAAACCUUAUUUUAUGCAGAGGUAACAGAUCAGAUGAAAACUGGAGAAGGUGGAGGCCAGCCUGAAGAGGGAGAGCUGAUUGAAGUUGUAGAAGUACCUUUACAGGACUCAAUGAAAUUUGCUUUUGAUGAGCAUUUCCCUAAGACAAUGGGCGUUAUCUUCAGCUUCAUGUGGUUCCAAAGCAAUGUUGCCGUGAAGCUGCUCGAAAAAUAAAAAUGAGCACCAUGAUUUUCUAACUUGA